UGCAUAAGGGUAUUUUCUUGUUGGAACUAAGGUUAAAAUUUUACAGUAAAUUCAGAAUAUUCACCUAUUUUUGCUCAGUUAAGUUGUAUUAGAAUUUUUUUUAUUUGAAAUUAAAAUCUUUAAUCCGUCACUCGAGUUAAAAAAAAAAUUCGUUAUGACGGUAAGUGUGAAUUCAUGACCAUUUUAUUAUAGAGUGUCUUUUUUUUCGUCUAGCGCGGGAAAACUUCGCUGGUUAAAGCUUAUCGUUAGUUGACUGGAGGAGCUGCGGGCUCGUUUCCUAGAGUCCUAACUUAUUUACAAAAUAUCGUCUUAGAGCGUACUCAAAACUCUAGACAUCACACUAACUUCGAAAGAAGAAAAACAUUAUCUUUUGGGAUACAUUUACAUAUUCCUAGCUUAUUCGGCGUCUUCGCUAGCUAAUUUAACCGUUGGAAGUGACUCGGCUAACUACGGUGCGACGCAAGAAGAAGGGAUAAAAAUGGCGUCCGGGAAAAUGCGUCUGAGAGGAAACAAGGAGGGAACUGCUGAGUGGACCGGAUUAUUCAUCCAGGACUUAAAAACCAAACAAGAGUCUCUGGUCUUUGUCAAGAGGAUGAUGGCCAUCGCAGUCUCUUCCGUCACCUACCUGAGAGGGAUUUUUCCUGAGAGCGCCUACCGAUCCAGGUAUCUUGAUGAUUUGUGCAUUAAGGUUUUGCGUGAGAACAGCAACACUCCUGGCGCCAACAAAGUGGUGAAAUGGAUGAUGGGCUGUUUUGACGCAUUAGAGAAACAGUAUCUCCAUAUCAUAUGCAUUGGGGUUUACACUGAUCCAGAGGACCGUAAUUGCAUCAUUGAGUCUUACCAGUUCAACUUCAGAUACACUGAAAUGGGACCAGAAAUGGACAUAAUCAGGAACAACGCGAAGGGGAUGCAGGUGGCACUGGAGGACACCAAGAGAGCCUCUGUGCUGCUCAUCAGGAAGCUCUUCCUGCUUCUGCAGAACCUGGACGCCCUCCCCAGCAACGUCUACCUCACCAUGAAGCUCUACUACUACGAUGACAUUACCCCUGCAGACUACCAACCACCAGGCUUCCAGGAGGGGGUGCACGACCGGCUAUGGUUUCAAGGGGUUCCAGUGCACUUCAAAGUGGGCCAAGUGCACACAGCCUUCCACUCCCUGAGGGUCCGAGUGUCUAUGGAGCAAGGCCAGGUGAAAAAGCUGCAGGAAGGAAACUAUGUGAAGGAACCUGUGCGGAUUUCCCAGAGGAAAGAGGCGAUCAAGAGAAAAGACGAUGAAGGUCUUCCUUCUGAGGACGAGUCUGCACAGUUCAAGAAACCCAGCAGGCCACUGACUAAGAAGAAAGCUGCUCCGAAAUCUGCGGCGAAGAAGAAGAGGAGAAAUUAAGCCAGGAGACCAGCACAGCGUUACCAGUUUAUUAGUGUGAUAUUUACAAACAUUUCUCAGUUUACAGUCAGCUGUGUAUGAAGGAAACAAACAGUAAGGCCAAUUUCAUUGGUAUGAUUUUUUUUUAAAGGUGGUUUAUUACAUAGACGUUUGAAAUGUGUUCAAUUUCUUUAGAUUAGAGUUGGC
Xiphophorus hellerii (green swordtail) is the source of this 1570-nucleotide messenger RNA. It is a transcript of the gene zte38, whose product is annotated as zebrafish testis-expressed 38. Bases 479 to 1384 code for a protein of 301 amino acids. The transcript is spliced from 12 exons. The record is from RefSeq and is a predicted model, not a curated record. Lineage: Eukaryota; Metazoa; Chordata; Actinopteri; Cyprinodontiformes; Poeciliidae.